Bombina bombina (fire-bellied toad) is the source of this 2309-nucleotide messenger RNA. RefSeq names its product gastrula zinc finger protein XlCGF26.1-like. The record is from RefSeq and is a predicted model, not a curated record. The coding region runs from base 141 to 2093 and encodes 650 amino acids. The transcript is spliced from 2 exons. Gene Ontology annotation, biological process: regulation of transcription by RNA polymerase II. Lineage: Eukaryota; Metazoa; Chordata; Amphibia; Anura; Bombinatoridae. Gene Ontology annotation, molecular function: RNA polymerase II cis-regulatory region sequence-specific DNA binding; DNA-binding transcription factor activity, RNA polymerase II-specific.
GCCAGAGCACUGAGAGAUAUUAGCGCUGCAGAAACUGUUGCUGCACUACAAAUAACCAAUAAUAAUAUCAGGUAUUGAUGUAAUUGGAGUGAAUAAGGGAAUAUUCUUCCUAAACACAGACAUUGGAGGCUGUUAUCAGCAUGAACUCAUAUGUGUUAGACAAAGAUGUGAAAAGUUCAUCUGCAUUCUUCACUACAGGAAUCAUCAGAAUGAUACCACAGACUCCAACAUUUUUAGACACUAAUGACUAUUCACAAACAUUGGGGAAAUCACAGCAGAUAUUUAAAGAAGAUGGUGAAUUGUCAGGUACUGGACAGCAAUCAUUAUGUACAGAGAGUAAUUUAGUCAUCAAACAAGAGGACAACAUUUAUGCCUUAUCUAGUGAAAUGAUUAUCCCAGAGGAUAAACCACAAACAUUUACCAAGCUUUCAAAAAAAUUUAAAGAAGAGAAAAGUCUACAGUUUAACCAAAUGAUUCAUACAAAGGAGAAACCUUUCAAAUGUACAGAAUGUGAGAAAAGCUUUCGAUGUGAGUCUCGUCUCCUAAAACACCUCAAUAUUCACACAGGUGAGAAGCCAAACGCAUGUCCUGAGUGUGGAAAAAGUUUUACAAAAAAGAGUAGUCUGAAAAAACAUGAAAGGAUUCACACAGGAGAAAAGCCUUUCACAUGUACAGAGUGUGGAAAAAGUUUUACACAAAAGAUUAACCUGAAAAAGCAUGAAAGGAUUCACACAGGGGAAACCCCUUUCAUAUGUACAGAGUGUGGGAAAAGUUUUACACAAAUAGAUAAUCUGAAAUCUCAUGAAAGGAUUCACACAGGAGAAAAGCCUUUCACAUGUCCAGAGUGUGGAAAAUGUUUUACAAGAAAGAGUAGUCUGAAAAAACAUGAAAAGAAUCACACAGGAGAAAAGCCUUUCACAUGUACAGAGUGUGGAAAAAGAUUUACACAAAUAAAUAAUCUGAAAUCUCAUGAAAGAGUUCACACAGGAGAAAAGCCUUUCAAAUGUACAGAGUGUGGAAAAAGUUUUACACAAAAGCGUGAUCUAAAAACUCAUGAAAGGAUUCACAUUGGAGAAAAGCCAUUCACAUGUACAGAGUGUGGAAAAAGUUUUACACGAAUAAGUAGUCUGAAAUAUCAUGAAAGGAUUCACACAGGAGAAAAGCCUUUCACAUGUACAGAGUGUGGAAAAAGUUUUACACAUAAGAUUAAUCUGAAAAAGCAUGAAAGGAUUCACACAGGGGAAACCCCUUUCAUAUGUCCAGAGUGUGGAAAAUGUUUUACAAGAAAGAGUAGUCUGAAAAAACAUGAAAAGAAUCACACAGGAGAAAAGCCUUUCACAUGUACAGAGUGUGGAAAAAGUUUUACACAAAUAAAUAAUCUGAAAUCUCAUGAAAGAAUUCACACAGGAGAAAAGCCUUUCACAUGUCCAGAGUGUGGAAAAUGUUUUACACAAAAGAGUAGUCUGAAAAUUCAUGAAAGGAUUCACACAGGAGAAAAGCCUUUCACAUGUACAGAGUGUAGAAAAAGUUUUACACUAAAGAGUAGUCUGAAAGCUCAUGAAAGGAUCCACACAGGAGAAAAGCCUUUCACAUGUCCAGAGUGUGGAAAAUGUUUUACAGAAAAGCGUGAUCUAAAAACUCAUGAAAGGAUUCACACAGGAGAAAAGCCAUUCACAUGUACAGAGUGUGGAAAAAGUUUUACACGAAUAAGUAGUCUGAAAUAUCAUGAAAGGAGUCACACAGGAGAAAAGCCUUUCACAUGUCCAAAGUGUGGAAUUUUUUUUUACAAAAAAAGUAAUCUGAAAACUCAUAAAAGGAUUCACACAGGGGAAAAUCCUUUCACAUGUACAGAGUGUGGGAAAAGUUUUACACGAAUAGAUAAUCUGAAAAUUCAUGAGAGGAUUCAUACAGGAGAGAAACCUUUCACAUGUACAGAGUGUGGGAAAAGUUUUACACGAAUAGAUAAUCUGAAAAUUCAUGAGAGGAUUCAUACAGGAGAAAAGCCUUUCACAUGUACAAAGUGUGGGAAAUGUUUUACAGAUAAGGGUAAUCUGAGAAAACAUGAAAGGAUUCACAAGGGAAGAAACCUUUAACAUGUUUAGAAAGUGGAAAAACGAUUUUUAUUGAAGUCAGGUAUCACAAAACACCAAAUAUUUACACACAAAUACAUUUUAUAUACACAGUGUACAAAACUUUUUACAAUUAUCCUAAAGAGGAAAAACUCUCUAAUUAGAAGCAUCAAAAAGGAUACUAUUGUAUUGUAAAUAAUACUUUCUAAAUCCCAGUUAUAAAGUCCCCAGAUUGGAAAA